UCGUGUAACCUGCCGCUAACGGAAAGCCGGUUGAUGCAUGCGGUGAUGUGCGGCGUUGCUUUUUCGUGGUGGUCAAAUUCGGUCUACUCGCCGAUGCCGUCGCGUUGUGUCUCCUGAGAGAGGAAGGGUAGCCGAUAAAGGGAGUCGCUUUUCCUAAUCGCCGACAUGGAGCUCACCGACGACAAUUUGCUAACGUUGAGCGAGUACCUGAAGCACACCCUCAGCCCCGACGUGAAUGUCAGACGUCCAGCCGAGAAGUUUCUGGAGUCGGUGGAGGUCAAUCAGAACUACCCCUUACUGCUACUUCACCUAGUGGACAAGUCUGAGAUUAAUAUCACGAUUAGGGUGGCUGGCGCGGUUGCGUUUAAGAAUUAUGUCAAGCGUAAUUGGAAAGUGGAGGAGGAUAUGAGGGAUCAUAUACAUGCCCAGGACCGGGACGCCGUCAAGAAGCUGAUCGUCGAUCUGAUGUUACAUUCGCCAGAUUCGGUACAAAAGCAGCUGUCGGACGCGGUGUCUAUCAUCGGGAAGUACGACUUUCCGAACAAGUGGCCGGAAUUGAUUGAUCAGAUGGUGGAGAAGUUCAAUACCGGCGAUUUUCAUGUGAUCAACGGUGUCCUGCACACCGCGCAUUCCCUGUUCAAGAGAUAUAGAUACGAAUUUAAAAGCGAGAGCCUAUGGACGGAAAUAAAAUUUGUAUUAGACAAGUUUGCGAAGCCUUUAACAGAUCUGUUCUUAGCUACAAUGAAUUUAACACAAGUACAUGCUAAUAAUAUGGAAGCCUUGAAGGUUAUAUAUAAUUCGUUAGUUAUUUUAUGUAAAGUUUUCUAUUCCCUUAACUUCCAAGAUCUGCCAGAAUUUUUCGAAGACAAUAUGGAGGCAUGGAUGAGGAACUUCCAUACUUUAUUAAACGUUGACGUUCCCUCCUUGCAGACCACGGACGAAGAAGAAGCCGGUGUAAUAGAGCAGUUGAAGUCACAAGUGUGUGACAAUGUUGGCCUAUACGCUCAGAAGUACGACGAGGAAUUCCAGCCUUACUUACCCCUGUUUGUCACAGCGGUUUGGAAUUUACUCACAUCCACGGGCCAAAAUCCCAAAUACGAUGCUCUAGUGUCGAAUGCGUUGCAAUUUUUGGCCACGGUAGCCGACCGGGCGCAAUAUAGACAUUUGUUCGAAGAUCCGGCGACUCUUAGCAGUAUCUGUGAAAAAGUCAUUAUUCCUAACAUGGAAUUUAGAGAAUCGGACAAUGAAUUAUUCGUGGACAAUCCCGAGGAAUACAUCAGACGUGAUAUCGAAGGCAGUGACGUGGACACCAGGAGGCGCGCUGCGUGCGAUUUAGUCAAAGUACUGUCUAAGUACUUCGAAGCGAAGAUUAUGGACAUCUUUGGAGCGUAUAUACAGGUGAUGUUGCAAAAAUAUGCCGAAGAUCCGUCGAAACAUUGGCGCAAUAAGGACGCCGCUAUUUAUCUUGUUACUAGUAGUGCGAGCAAAGGACAAACGCAAAAACACGGGGUUACUCAGAGCAGCGAGCUUGUCUCUAUACCGCAAUUUGCUGCGCAACAUAUCGAACCUGAGCUGACAAAACCAGACGUAAAUGAGUUUCCAGUACUUAAGGCGGAUGGAAUCAAAUUCGUAAUGACAUUUAGAUCGAUAUUACCUCAUGAGAUGGUAAUAGGAAGUUUGCCGCAAUUAAUAAGACAUCUAAGCGCCAGCAGUAUCGUCGUGCACACUUAUGCCGCUUGCGCGAUUGAAAAGAUAUUCGCAAUGAGAGGUGCCGAUAAUCUGCCCUUAGUCAAAGGGGUCGAUAUAUCGCCGUUAGCAGCAGAUCUAUUGAAAGGACUUUUCGCGUGUAUGAGCAUUUCGGGUUCCGAGGAGAACGAUUACGUUAUGAAGGCUGUCAUGAGGAGUUUCGGUAUCUUGCAAGAAGCGGUGGUGCCAUUCCUAGCCGAUUUGCUCCCGAAGCUCACCGAGAAACUCGCGAUCGUAUCUCGGAAUCCAAGCCGGCCAAACUUCAAUCAUUAUCUCUUCGAAACUUUAAGUUUAUCCAUCAAAAUUGUCUGCAAGACAAACCCUGAGGCAACGUCAUCCUUUGAACAGGCGUUGUUUCCCAUUUUUCAAGGAAUUUUGCAGCAGGACAUACCAGAGUUUAUUCCUUACGUCUUCCAAAUUCUUGCAUUGCUUUUGGAGCUACGACUCACUCAAGAUGUACCGGAACCGUAUAUGGCUCUGUUCCCGUGCCUAUUGUCACCUGUGCUAUUUGAACGUCAAGCCAACAUCCAUCCUUUAAUUCGUCUGUUGCAAGCGUUCAUUAGUCACGGCUCGCAUCAGAUCGUGACGCAGGAUAAGACGAGCGCGCUAUUGGGGGUGUUCCAGAAGCUAAUUGCGUCGAAAGCGAAUGAUCACGAAGGAUUUUUACUGAUACAAAGCAUUAUUGAACACUUUGAACCGAACAUUUUGGAACCGUUUAUGAGACAAAUCUUCGUGCUUUUCUUUCAAAGGCUGUCGACGUCGAAGACAACGAAAUUCGUGAAAGGUCUAAUAGUAUUUUUUUCAUAUUACAUUAUUAGGUACACGUCGUCGAGUUUGAUUGCGAUCAUCGACCAGAUACAGCCGCAAAUGUUUGGAAUGGUGGUGGAGCGCGUGUUCAUAACCGAUCUGCAAAAGAUAUCGGGCGAAGUGGAGCGAAAGGUGGUGGCCGUGGGAGUUUCGAACUUGCUGAUCGAUUGCCCCGCAAUGCUCGAAGCUCCGUACAAUUCGUACUACCCUCGCUUAUUGGCUACACUGGUCGAAUUCUUUGAACUGCCGCAAGAUCAGAGCUUGCUGCCGGAGGACGAUGCGUUUCCGGAACUCGACGACACGGUUGGCUAUCAAGUUGGUUACAGUCAACUCAUCUGCGCGAGAAAUCCACGGAAGGACCCAUUGCAAAAUAUUGGUGAUAUACGUUUGCACUUGGCGCAAGGCCUCGGAAGAUUAUCGCCAGGACAUUUGCCGGGACUGUUGGGCCAGAUUCCUGAAGCAAACGCGAACCACUUGAGAAAUUACCUCCAAACAGCUGGUAUUACUGUUGCAUAAUACGAGCUGGACGUUCGAAACAGACUGAAGAUCCAUUUGAUAGCUCGAAAAAUGAACAAUAUUGAACUUAAUAAAUUGUAAUUAAAGGAGAAUCCCUUUUAUACGGUAAUUGUACAAUUCGUGAAAUACAUUAUCGUAUUCUAUUUGUAA
Wasmannia auropunctata (little fire ant) is the source of this 3219-nucleotide messenger RNA. RefSeq names its product exportin-2 (gene Cse1). The transcript has 16 exons. Gene Ontology annotation, molecular function: small GTPase binding; nuclear export signal receptor activity. Gene Ontology annotation, biological process: protein export from nucleus; protein import into nucleus. Gene Ontology annotation, cellular component: nuclear envelope; cytosol. The record is from RefSeq and is a predicted model, not a curated record. The coding region runs from base 166 to 3069 and encodes 967 amino acids. NCBI's taxonomy places the organism in Eukaryota, Metazoa, Arthropoda, Insecta, Hymenoptera, Formicidae.